Molecule: messenger RNA, 851 nt
Organism: Tuber aestivum (summer truffle)
Lineage: Eukaryota; Fungi; Ascomycota; Pezizomycetes; Pezizales; Tuberaceae
Source: the annotation of a GenBank genome assembly
AUGCGCCAGAAAACCCUCAUCAAAGACGGCCGUUUCGUGACGGGCUGGCACUUCGAUUCCCGCGACGAUUUUCUCCAAAACCGGAUCCUUCUCCCAUCGGCGCUGUGGGAGGAAUACGAAUCGCAAUUCCCGCCCCCCCAAUCCCCACCCCCAUCCCCCUCCCCAUCCCCUUCCACGCCCUCAUCGCCUCCGCAUCCACCGCCAACCUCACAGCCAGUGCUAAUCCUGCGGGUCCCGCAGUCCGGAAGGCUAUACCACAUCUGCCCGCCCACACACCCGCAGAUGCUCCGCAAGCAGUGGGCCAUGAUGCUCCAUCGACGGAAGAUUUUCCUUCGAGGAGAAGCAUGGACGGGUGUGACACUGGGUGAGCUCGCGGAGAUCUGUGUGGGGAGGAUUGGGGUCCUCGAGGGGUGGACUAAGGCUGGGGUGGGGAUGGGGGAUAUUUCAUUGCGGUUUUGUGGGGUGAAGGUCCGUCUUUCAACCCUCCUCUCUCCUCCCUCGCCUCUCUUUUCUUCUUCUCCCUUGUGCUGGGGUGGGCUAACGCGAGUGCAUAGGUUGGCAGAAGGAUCACCAUCGGAGAGUUAAUUGACUUUGCUCGGGUCCAUCUGGAAGAGCCGGACGAGGGUGUUUGGGAAUGUCCGGUGUUUUUAGAGGUUGCGAUCCAGAGAGCUUCUUCCCCCUCUGCGGCGUCUACGGCGGUGGUGGAUGGUGAUGAGAGGAGUGGCAAGAAGAGGAGGAAUGGGGAGGGGGAGGAGGACACAAUCCAACAUGUUUCACCUUCUGCUACUCCCAGUAGUGGGACUAUAGCCGGGUAUUUAGGGUGGGCCCUUGAUGGGAGGCAUGGGGGAUAA